AUGGUGGUCUACGAAUUGUGGCCCGCUCUCAAUGAUGGCGGCUCGGGGCUUGCGGCCCUAGCUUGGGUGCUGGCUACGGCGGUGCUGGCACUGGUCGGCAGCAUCUUGGCGGUGGUCGGCUCUGCUGCAGUGUGGGUGGUGUGGGCACGGCUUGCCAGGAUCGCGACGACGCACGCGGUCGAGUACCCGAGGCCGAUGGGCACAACCGAGGUGGCAUGGCGGACGCUGACGACUGCAGUCAAGAAGAUCCCUGGCCUGGCUGGCAAGCCGUCGACUCAGACUGCCUUUUACCGAUUGAUCCGGUCGCUCGCGCUUGCUGGCCCGUUCCUCAACCGCUACACCCGGACAGUCAGCAUGAUGGUCUUCGUCACCUGCGACUCGUCGGAGAACGACCUGCAGGAGGCUAUGGCUGAAGACUCGCCGCCGCUAAACUUUGGCUCGAACCUCUCAUGGCUCUCUCCAAUGGCCGGCGCGCCACCGAUCCUGGCGCCACUGGCCCGAGUCGGCAUCGACAUGGUCCGGCUCCUCACGGAUCCCCAGUUUCCGUUCUCGCUCCUCGGCGCCGUCCACGCUCGGCAAGCGAUCCGGACCCAUCUCCCGCUCGAGCCACUUCGCAAGGUUCUCCUCCAGUCAUCGCUCCAGAGUGAGAUGCAGAUCGACGCGUUCCGGCCUGUCCGUCGCGGCACAGAGAUCGACAUUGUCAUCUCGAUCGCGCAUGUCGGCGAGGAGCGCAAAGCCAUCAUUGACUAUGUUGUCACCAUCUUGGCCUUUCACACACACCCGGAGUCGGCUCUUGACUCGUUAGCCUCAUCUCGCCCACCUUGGAACCAUGCGCCACUCGAUGAGCUCGUGCCUGUUGGCCGGCUGGCGGUCCCGGCCGGAGCUGGCAAGGCCUUUGCCACGGUCUGUGGUGACCGCAACCCUAUCCACAUCUCGCCGGUUGCUGCCCGGCUGUUUGGCUUUCCCGGCUGCAUCGCCCACGGAAUGCAUGUUGCAGCGCCGAUUGUCGAUACCGUUCUUUCAUCGUACACGGAGCCUGCAAACGCGGCGGGUCUCACCAUCCACAUUGGAUUCUCCAAGCCCGGCUGCAUGUUUGGCUGA
This is a messenger RNA of Thecamonas trahens ATCC 50062, 1101 nucleotides long. Its product is annotated as MaoC domain-containing protein dehydratase. Gene Ontology annotation, cellular component: fatty acid synthase complex. Gene Ontology annotation, molecular function: fatty acid synthase activity. The record is from RefSeq and is a predicted model, not a curated record. Bases 1 to 1101 code for a protein of 366 amino acids. Gene Ontology annotation, biological process: fatty acid biosynthetic process. NCBI's taxonomy places the organism in Eukaryota, Apusomonadida, Apusomonadidae. The transcript is spliced from 2 exons.